AUGAAGUCUCAACCCGUGGCUCACUUGCUGUGCACACCAUCUCCCUCAAGGACAUCUGGAGCACCCCUGCCAAUUCUCUACGACACUGCAGGGUCUAGAGCCACAGCAUCGGGUCAGAUCUGUUCGAAAGAUUCACCAAAUGCAUUUAAAGUAAGAAUCAGCCUGAAGGCAGCUCUUGGAGAUGAGGCCUAUGAUUGGGAUGACAAUGAGCAGUUCUACUUUCAAGCGACAGUGGCGUAUGGUAUGAGAAAAUUAAUGAACCAACCAUUCAAUGUAUCUGACGUGCACAUCUGUGAGGAAACAAAAAGGAUCUCAUUUUAUUUUGUGGUGACAGAUCCAUAUAAUGGAUUAAAACCUCUUCCUAAGACAGAUGUGGAGAAAGCAAUCAGAAUGGUCAAAGCCAGGUUCAAUAACGCCUUUUCCCUGGACGAAAACACACUGGAGUUUGUGGGUAUCAUCCCCACGUUUGCCCCAGUCCCAGAGCCACCUGUCACUGUGUGGCUGAUUGUUUUUGGCAUCAUCAUGGGCUUGAUAGCAUGUGGUCUUAUUAUGAUAAUUGUGACUGGUCAACGUGAUAAAAUGAAGAAAGCAAAAGCUGCAGAAAAGGAAAGAGAAAACAAAGAGGCAAAUUUCACAGGAGCUGAGAAUGGAAUCUCCUGUCAAACACUGUAUCAGACUGAAGGCUGUCAAAAUGAAGCAUUCCAUCCAGAUGAUGAAAAAUUAACAACCCUGUAAAAUCAACUUUCUCCUGUCUGAUGGUCAUUGCAGCCUUUGGUAUUUUAAUGGAAGAAUUCACUUGGUCAGUGUUAUUAAAAUUAAAUGAUAAUCUUUAAAUCAGCUCAGUUUUACUUUUUCAUUUUUAGAGAGUUCAUUUGCUUCACACUGAAUGAAGACAAAUAUGGAGCAUUAUUAAAUGGUGCAGGAAAUAAAUCAAUGUUAAAUUAUGUCUAAAGUUCAAGUCCUGUUUAUCUCUCUUCCUUUUAUGAUGAAUGUUUACUACUUCAGGGGUAUUUCACUGGCACCAUCAAAUUAAAAAAAUACCUGGGCUCAAAAAGUAUCAUUCAAAUAAAAAAACAUUUUUACCUUGA
Messenger RNA from Hypanus sabinus (Atlantic stingray), 1088 nucleotides. RefSeq names its product collectrin, amino acid transport regulator (gene cltrn). The record is from RefSeq and is a predicted model, not a curated record. Lineage: Eukaryota; Metazoa; Chordata; Chondrichthyes; Myliobatiformes; Dasyatidae. The coding region runs from base 1 to 735 and encodes 244 amino acids. The transcript has 8 exons.